This is a messenger RNA of Rosa chinensis, 1297 nucleotides long. RefSeq names its product 3-oxoacyl-[acyl-carrier-protein] reductase FabG. The record is from RefSeq and is a predicted model, not a curated record. Bases 69 to 1037 code for a protein of 322 amino acids. NCBI's taxonomy places the organism in Eukaryota, Viridiplantae, Streptophyta, Magnoliopsida, Rosales, Rosaceae. The transcript has 4 exons.
CUGACAACCUUAUAUGGUGGUAAUUCAUCAACUAAUUCACAAUUCCAAGUUUACCUAGCUCGCCUUUGAUGUCAUCGAUCGACAAAAGAGACUCUUUUUUCACCAAGAAGAAGCAAACAACAACCACCGCCACCUCUUCUUUUUUUAUAUUUAGUUUCUUUGUGUCACAAGUACAGCUUUGGGCUUAUUAUAUAAGAGCCUGGACACGUUCUUGGUUGUUUGAUUACGCAGAAAUGGGGAGUCCUGCUGCAAAGAAAGUCCUGCUCACCUGCAAUGGGGAUGAAAUUUCAUCCAACAUAGCCUUACAAUUGGCCCAACGCGGUUGCAGGUUGGUUUUGAUGGGCAAAGAGAGCUCUUUGAGGAGUGUUGCAGAGAAAAUAAGGGGAUCACUGGAAGGUGUGGUGUCUGUAGAGGUGGUUGGUGUGGGCAUGGAGGAGGAGAGAGAAGGAGUUUUUGAUGAGGCUGUGGAUAAGGCUUGUGAAAUCUUGGGUAAUUUGGAUGCCUUUGUGCAUUGCUAUGCCUAUGAAGGAGAGAUGCAAGAGCAUUUGCAAUUAUCUGAAGAUGAGUUUAAGAAAAUAAUGAAGAUAAAUUUCAUGUCUGCUUGGUUUCUGGUAAAGGCCGUUGGCAGAAGAAUGCGAGAUCAUAAGUCAGGAGGUUCCAUCAUAUUGUUGACCUCGAUUGUUGGAGCUGAAAGAGGGCUUUAUACAGGAGCUGCCGCCUAUGGUGCAUGUUCAGCAGCACUGCAGCAGUUAGUAAGGUCAUCGGCAUUGGAGAUUGGAAAAUACAAGAUCAGGGUCAAUGCAAUUGCACGUGGUUUGCAUGUGGAAGAUGAAUUUCCCAUGUCUGUGGGAAUAGAUAGAGCAAAGAAGCUGGUGAAGGAUGCAGUUCCACUGGAAAGAUGGCUUGAUGUUACAAAUGAUGUCGCUUCAACUGUCAUAUAUUUAGUCAGUGAUGGUUCAAGGUACAUGACUGGCACAACUAUAUUUGUCGAUGGGGCACAGUCUCUCAUGAGGCCUCGGAUGCGUUCUUAUAUGUGAUUCUUGCCCCCGUUAUAUCCUCCUAGCCAUUACUAGCUCAUUAGGUUUGUUGAUAGGUUAACUCAGUGGCCAUUAUUAGGUCUGUUCCUUAUGAAUCACAAAAUUCAAUUGCCUUUUAGAAAAGAUGGGAGUGAAACUGAUAGCUAUCUUAUACUGAGAUGCAAAAUUUCAAAGAUGGACUACAGUCUUGCCAAUUUUCAGUAUGUGUGGCAUAACUUUAGCAUGAAAUAACACUUUGAUGGUCUGUUGAUUUGACACCA